CGCGUGUUCGUGAUUUCUAGCCCCCGAGCAGCCGCUAAAGAGUGCCAAAGAGGAGGGUCUCCGGACGUCAUUUGUUGUCGCUGCUAUCGUGUCCAUCAAUGGCGAGGCGUCUGAUUCCGUCCCUUAACCGCGUUCUCGUCGAGAAGAUCGUCCCUCCCUCUAAGACCAGCGCCGGAAUCCUCCUCCCAGAGAAGACGAGCAAGCUGAACUCUGGAAAAGUUGUAGCAGUUGGUCCUGGGACUCGGGAUCGUGAUGGGAAAUUAAUCCCUGUCACUGUAAAGGAAGGAGAUACGGUUCUGCUGCCGGAAUAUGGUGGGAUGGAAGUUAAACUCGGUGAAAAAGAGUACCAUUUGAUCAGAGAAGAUGACAUACUCGGUACUCUUCAUGAUUGAAUAUUUAGCAGGUUUUUCUCAGUUCUCUCUCAGGUUGUCUCCAGUUAGCAUUGAUGAGGAUACGCUAUUAAGAGAAGAACUCUUGUAAUCCUUCCCGUUUGCUAUUAAGAUCAAACCCAAGUGGUGGAACAAUUAUUGUUUUGAUAAAUUUAGACAUGGUUCGCUACGUAUCUCUAUAAGUGAUCACUAUUCAUAAAUUCAAA
Messenger RNA from Zingiber officinale, 595 nucleotides. Its product is annotated as 10 kDa chaperonin, mitochondrial-like. Bases 99 to 392 code for a protein of 97 amino acids. The transcript is spliced from 3 exons. NCBI's taxonomy places the organism in Eukaryota, Viridiplantae, Streptophyta, Magnoliopsida, Zingiberales, Zingiberaceae. The record is from RefSeq and is a predicted model, not a curated record. Gene Ontology annotation, molecular function: protein-folding chaperone binding; metal ion binding; ATP binding. Gene Ontology annotation, cellular component: mitochondrial matrix.